Rhopilema esculentum is the source of this 6691-nucleotide messenger RNA. Its product is annotated as voltage-dependent calcium channel subunit alpha-2/delta-3-like. The record is from RefSeq and is a predicted model, not a curated record. Gene Ontology annotation, cellular component: voltage-gated calcium channel complex. Gene Ontology annotation, molecular function: voltage-gated calcium channel activity. Lineage: Eukaryota; Metazoa; Cnidaria; Scyphozoa; Rhizostomeae; Rhizostomatidae.
AGGGCGUAAUUGCAGGGGUCUUGUUGAUGCAAAGAGAUGUUCGAGCUGACUGGGAAUGCAGGUGUUUAUGGCAACUCAACCUGUUCAUUAAAUAUUGAUGGAAAAUGCUGCAAAAAGAGGCAACCGAACAAUGUCACCACCUUCAGUUCUUUUCAAUUGUGUAGAUAAAAAUCGUACGGUGAUUGCGAUAUGCGAAUGACGACAAAAUCCACUAUCUAUUUGUUAGGCCGGUGAAAGACAGCUUUGCAAUAGUGUUGCUAUUUAGCUUGUUGCAGUCGCGUUUCAGAUUUAGUCGGGGAAAAAUCUUUUCAAGUCAUUUCGAAGGAUCAAGAUGUUUUUCAACCAUAUGGUGUUGAUCUUGGGAUUCGUUGGCGUGAUUCAAGGAAACUCUUUGGAUAGCGAGGUGCAGAAGUGGGCAGGCAGUUUAGGCGAGACUUUGUUUCAGUUUACGAAAAACACCACAGCCUACACUCAAGUAUUAGAUAAAUACCAAGAUCCAAAGUACUUCGAUUUUGUUAAUAUUAAUGGCACAAAAAUAAUGAACGAUUUCGCCCAGAGUUUUGAGAGCCUUUUACAGUCAAAAACAAAAGCCUUGUUGCGAGUUAAGAAGGCUGUUGAAGAUGCCCAAGCCACGUACACUUAUGAGAGCAAUUUGAAAUACGAUUAUAGGAAUAUCAAAUAUAUCAACACAGAUAAUAAAACACUUGUUAUUUACCCAUAUUUUUCAACUUCACUGAAAGUGAACAAGACAUACAGCUAUAUUCAAGUACCAACCAAUGUUUACGAAAAAGACCCAGCUGUUUUGAAUACAGCAAAAAUGACAGAGAAACUUGAUGAAGUUUACCGAAAUAAUUUUCAGGAAGACAAAACAUUACUUUGGCAGUAUUAUGGUGAUGCAAAAACUGGUACAUUCCGCACAUAUCCCAGUAAAGUUUGGGCCCGAGAUUCAUCGAAUCGAGAUCUUUAUGAUUGCCGCCAGAGAAAUUGGUUUAUUUUGGCAUCUUCUUCACCCAAAGAUCUCAUAAUAAUAAUUGACCAAAGUGGGACUAUGAUUGGGAACAAUUUUGGAAUCGCAAAAGUUUCUGCUCUUGUGCUCAUUGAUGCAUUACAAGAAAAUGAUUUUUUUAAUGUAAUGACUUUCAAUACACAAGUCACAUAUGCAUUUCCUAACUGCAAAACUGAAUUGAUGCAGGCCACAAAGGAGAAUAAAGAAGCAGCGAAAUCAGCAGUGAAUAAAUUUGGUAAGCCAAAUAAGACUGGUGAUGUUGAAAAGGUAAUGGAGGCAGCAUUAAAGAUUAUGAUGAAUGUCAGAGGGAACUCAAAGAAGUCAGCGGGAUGCAAUCAGGCUAUUGCAUUUUUUUCAGAUGAAAUAGAAGGUGACUAUGCUGGCAAACGAGCAUUUGAUUCAUUUAACAAGGAUAAACAUGUUCGUGUUUUCUCCUACCUUGUGGGAAGGAAGAAAUCAGCUAAAAAGAAAGCAAUGAAGGAAAUGUCUUGCAAAAACCGAGGUCAUUUUUAUGAAAUUGAAACAGUAGGGAAUAUAUGGGACAAUGUUCUUAAAUUUAUCAAUGUCCUCAGCAGGCCAUUAGCACUUUCACCAAACAAUAAUGUGCCAAUCUACACACCAUUAUAUUUGGAUGCAAGUGGACUUGGAAUGAUGAUGACUGUUUCUGUGCCUGUUUUUAAGAAAACAAAGAACACCAAGGAUGCAGCUCUGCUUGGCGUUACUGGCUCAGAUAUUGCUGUUUCUGCUAUCCAAGAUCAGAUUCCCUACUAUGAGCUUGGUGUCAAUGGUUAUGGAUUUGUAAUCAAUUACAAUGGCUUUUUUCUCAUGCAUCCAUUGUUGAAAAGUCAAGAAGGCUAUUUACCUUCCCCUGCAAAUGUUUAUCUUGAAGAUUUGGAGCGUAGCACUGGAAACGAUUCUAUUAUGCUAAAAAAUGCCAUGAUCAAUGGUACAAGUGGAGAAAGACAAUUUGUUCUUGAUUCUGUGUCACUUGAUGGUAAAAGAUUCACCAAAAUUAAAAUGAAUUACUUCUUUCAGUCAAUGAAUUCAAUCCCCUUCAGUGCUAGCAUUGCUGUACCAGAAUAUGGCAUGAAGAAGUUAAAAGCCAAAGCAAAGUAUUAUUUGCCUGCAGCUCUCAAAGCCCUUAAUUCAACAAGCAAUUACCAGAUUUUGAUUGCACCAUGGCCAUACUGCAAUAUUAGUGCAGCUGCUCAAGAUAAUCAAGAGCUUAGCAAAAAAGCCUACCCAACUGCAGAGGAAGUGAGAGUACAGCUGUCAAAGAAUAAUGGUGCUAGUGUCUGCAAUCAAGAACUGAUUGAAAAUUUGUUGCUAUCUGCUAGCCUUGUCACAAAUGCUACCGAAAAUGUUUGGAAACUAGGUAGUGGUGUUGUCAGUAUCUUUAUUGGAACAAGUGCAGGCUACUCCAGAGUUUUGUACUCUAAAUCAGUUCCCAUCUCACGUGACCUGUUCCAGAAUGAGUACUACAAACAUGCAGUAGACUAUGCUAGCAACCGCAGUGACUUGGUGAUCUUCUCAGUCCCAUUAAAGAAACAGAAUUUAUCACCCUUUACCACUAUAAAACCAGCUGGUAACAAAACAGAAACUUAUGUCACAGUAAGUAUUCCAGUCAAGAAUGGCAGUUCAUUUCUGAGUGUUCUUGGGUUUCAGCUAAAGCAUAGUAUGGUAAAAGAGAUGUUGCUAAAUGCAACGGUUAGUACUACAGGUGGAGUUGCCUCUUGCUCCAAUAACAACUCAGUUGACUGCUACCUGGUUGAUGAGAAUGGGUAUGUUGUUUCAAGCAAUGGUAAUGAAGAUGAUGUUGGACAAUUUCUUGGCAUGCUCCAAGGCAAGCUGAUGGAAACUCUGAGUCAUAACCAGUCUCAUUUUUUCAAACCAUAUAUGUUUCAAGACACACAAGGCCAAUGUGAUGAUGAGAAAACUACAUCUUCUGAUGCAAUGCGACUUUUAACACCAUUUUUCACAAUUUCAGCUUAUUUUGUCUGGUGGACACAAACACUGAUAUCAUUGCUAGCACAAUUCACCUUGUAUUCCUCUGUCUCUCCAACAGCAAAUGUUGAGGCCAUAUCCAGCCCUAAUGUGAGCUGUACCAAAAACAUGGUUUUUUAUGUUUUGCAAGAUGACAAGUUACCAGAUAGUGGAAGUAUAGCAUGCUCAAAAACAUGCAACGAAGAAUUUGCUAUCAGCAAAGUGAAAAACACAAAUCUUGCUUUGGUGGUUAUGAAAAAAACCUGUGGUGGUAGCAUAUGCACAUAUCCAAAAGUUUCAACAGUGCCAGUCAAAAUAGCACGUCAAGACAAGUGUCCAGUACAAGCAAGGGAUAGAAGACUUCCUGACAAUUGCUUCGCUUACAAUGCAACAGAAGACACUUCCAAAUGUGGUUCAGCUACAACCGUGAAAAGAUCCUUGCUGCUGUUGGUAAUGGUAUGGGUAUUUAUUGCUGCAGUCAUGUAAACUCAGGUAAACUUUCUUGGUAUUUUAAGAGUUACAUGGGAAUCAUACAUUUCAGUGAUAUACAAGCAUGAAAUACCAUUGAAUGAAUUGACUUUCAGUAAUUGCACGUGGUCUUGUAGAACCAAUAAAGACUGUGCUGAAGUCUGGAUCAGAAAUUAAAAGCCAAAUCAUUCCAACUAUUUUCUAGGAAGUUGAAUGAUUUACUUUCACCAGCAGAGAAUGAACUAUCAGACAUUGAAUUUAUUACUUUAUUGCAUGCAUUACUGAUGUUGAUUGUUUUCUUUUAAGACCUGCGUAGCAACCAAGUGACACAGACCUGGUGGAACCUUCUCAAUGAAUAAUUUCUUUACUGGGGGUCCUCCUUUAAAUAAUUUUAAUGACAUAGGCAAUACUCCAUUUUUGUCAAAUUCCCUGCAAAUGCAAGCUGACACUUUUUUGUUGCCAGUCAGCCUUAUGUGUCCCUGGCACAAAGUAUUAUUUUUAACAGUCCUGGUUGAGAGCCAUUUCUUCACUAACAUUUUACCCCUGUUUUGCCAGUCAAAGACAAAUGUUGCUUUCCCCUGCCACAUUUACCUGCUAUCCCCCAUGGUGAAUAGACUUUCCAGGCUUGGUACAUAGGGGUGUUAGAAGGAGGUGCAUGUUGCCUUCUUUUUGUAGCUAGCAAGUUUGGGCCUUGAAAACGCUGGAGAACAAUGAAUUUAUAUCCUAAAUAGAUUGUUUUGUUUUUCUCCUUUUUUGAUUUCCCCUUUCUGGUUUUCUACCAUUUAUGUACUAUCAGUACAGUUCGGAAAAGCUUUUUCCACACUGUCAUAUAUCUUUUGAUAAAUUUACCUUGAAUCCAAUUCAGAGAAUGCCCCUUCUCUAUAACCAAAUAAUGAACAAGCUGUGUGAAAACUGACAGCCAGUUUUAUGAAUUUAUUCAUUUCAACUAUAUCUGUGUGAAAGCUGUGUUUAUUUUAUCUUUGUUUGGAAAAUAGUCAGAAAAGGAUCUGUUUGUUUAUGAUUACAAAUUUUUCCCAAGAAGGAAUAAAAGGUUUCUUAAAUUGUGAAGGGCUGGCAUGGUAUAAACCCAUUUAUUUGCAGACCCUGCUCUUUUUUUUAAUCUUAUGUCGUGUAAUUGAGUAAUGCCUGAAUUAAUAUAAUUGUGUCGAUGUAAAUUAAAUAUUUUCACAUUUUCGAAAAGAACAGCAAUAAAAAUUGUAUUUAACGUGUUUUGCACCAGUAUUAUUUGACGUUUUGAAUCUAAUUGAAUCAGUAGUCGUACUUAAGGUUGCGAUCUUAUUUUCACAUAUUUAUUGCUGGCAAACACACUUUGAAAGUAGUUUUGUCAUUAAAGUCAUUAAAUGCCACUGAAAACGUAACAUUUUAAACGAGAAGAGAUCAGGCUUUGGAACCUAAAAAAUUGGUGGAGGGAAACGCUCUUCAACUUUGUUUUGUUGUCUCCCAUUAAAGGCUAUAUGAGAGUCCAAAAAAUUUGUCGGUUAUAUGCUAAAGACUGCGGAGAAUGCCCACGUAAAAAAAGAAAUUAAAGUGCUACGGCCAUGCUUAGCCUUUUUCUUUGUUUUCAAGGGAAGGUUUUGAAUGCAUGGGAAAUUGUCCGGUGGAUGGAUAUAUGAGUACCUUUCGGGACACUGGGCUUUGUCAUACCAUAGGUAUACAAGCGUAAAAAAUGUGGGUGCUGAUCCGAGAUCGCUAGUCCUAAUUGCAACCCCCCCUCCCCCCCCUGCGCCGUAGGCUUGUGUAUCAAAUGUGACAAUACAGAAUGGCAAUUUAUUUCUCAGUCUGCAGGCCAUUUCCUAUAGCCUCUGCUUAAGACGCUGGAUUUCUUUUUCCGACCAGAUCAUUUAUGUUUCAAUAGGAUUGACAGUGAGUAUAGAAUUUAAUCGUCUUUAGUCUGACUUACUGAUGUUCAGCCACUUUAAGACGCCUUGUUCAUUAACAAUUUUCUUUCUUUCUGUUUUCUCUGUUCUUACAGAUACCGGGAAAACAUGUUUACUGAAAGAUUUGAAAGUUUACUGAAAGUCCUGAAAACUGUACUUUCUUUCGGAAAUCAAAAUAGCCAUCGCUAGCCACUAUUUCAUAUUUAUCUUGUCAAUAACUUCUGUCAGCAUCAAUGUCAGUAAUGCUCAUAAUUAAUCGAUAUUUUGCAUGUACGUAUCUAUUGGCCGAAUGCCUAUGUCUCAAUUGGUCAUAUUGUUAGCAACUCUGCACGAGACAACAUGAUACUAAAUAAGUAGAAAGUAUUUAUUUUGCAUUGUAAAAUAAACUAAACAAAAACAAAAAAGGUAUAAAAACAGGCAUAAGCUCUUCUCUUUGCAUUCCUUGUUCUCACUGAACGGUGGUCAUGAAAAAUAAGUCCACAUGUUGAGGAAAAAUUGAGCAGUUGAUGACAAACCUCAGGGCCCCCGACGUAGACGGGGUAUCAUGGGGCUUUCCCCACUUGCAAAAGUUAGGUACAAUUUAUUUUGUUACGAGUCUCUAAUUUGAUCAGCCCCCGACUCCCAAUUUCUAGCAACCCUUUAAACUGAAAAUUGCCCAAAACUUGUUACAAAAAGAAGAGAGGACAAAGGCUUCAGAAAAGUGACCAUUAUAAGAGCUUGUAGUUUCCUGACGUUGUCAAUGGUGACCCAAUCCCUUGUUACAGAAUUCGUCUUUUCAACAAAAUCACAAUAUAGAAGGUAGCUAUUUUCAAUGACUCAGGUGCUAUAAUAUUCACGAAUGGAUAAAAAUAGUUGAAAAGUGUGAAGCAAUAAAAUCAAUUCGUUAUACCAUUCACACGAGCAUACGUAGGCUGAGUACAAUAUUACUUGGCCUAAUCUAAGAAGAGAGAUUAAUUUCGUUUAAUAGCCUGCAAAGUUUCUUACAAAAACUCCUGUGAACUUUUUGCAGAAAUUUCAAUUUGAAUUUUUGAAGAUGCACGUAUUUUGAGAAAGUUUUGGAUUAACAAGAGUGUUUGAUAAAUUCUACAAACUUAGAAAAUUAAAAGUUUAACGACACUUCAAAUCAAAAAUAGUUACCCUCUCCUCAAAUUACCCUCUCCCCCCUUUCCCGCUUUCAAUAACCUUUUUGUAGAUAUCUCUGAUUUAACAUUGUGUUUUGAAGUAAUUUAGAAUUGAAACAUUUUAACCUGUAAAACUUAUUUUUUUUCAUAAGAUGUAUGCUUAAUUGUAUGCCAUAAGUUCAAAGAAACGUGAAAUCGAUUGCUUAUUUUCAAAA